Molecule: messenger RNA, 5634 nt
Organism: Sebastes umbrosus (honeycomb rockfish)
Lineage: Eukaryota; Metazoa; Chordata; Actinopteri; Perciformes; Sebastidae
Gene: usp53b
Product: ubiquitin specific peptidase 53b
Exons: 17
Coding region: 600-3731 (1043 amino acids)
Biological process (GO): protein deubiquitination; sensory perception of sound; response to auditory stimulus
Cellular component (GO): cell-cell junction
Molecular function (GO): cysteine-type deubiquitinase activity
Source: RefSeq, a predicted model, not a curated record
AGAACAGUGAGCAGCAGCAGCAGCAGCAGCAGCAGCAGCAGUGCACCAGAGGCUACACUAGGGGCAGAGUUUGACCUCUCAAGUCUCAAAACAUCACUAAUCCUCGUCGGACAUUCUGGCACACAGGCCAUCCACUGGUCCUGUUUGUACACAGCAGAAAAAAAAAAAAGGGACGAUUUUCUUCCACCGAAAUAACGCCAUCCCACUCGGUUGUGUGUGUGUGUGUGUGUGUGUGUGUGUGUGUGUGUGUGGAAGUAAACACAGUGGCUGCAGCCUGUGUGCGCGUCGGAGGGAUUUGAAAUGCUGCACUAUGGCAGAUAGUGCGUUACAUGCGUCUGGACAUAUCUGCAGUGUUUUCUAGCCAGUCUCAUGUGGAGGAUUCAGGGAGAAGAAGAAGAAAAAGUGUUGUGAUUUGCACGUUGACAGCUGGACCUCUCCUGCGCCUUCAUCAUUGGAGGCAAAAUCAGCUCUAUACCCGUUUCUUCCCUUUAAGAUAUUAUCCAGUUGCCAUUCAAUGUCCAGUAGCACAAGGCUGAGGCUGCCCUGCGGCUGAUCCUGAUGACGAUGCUUUCGACUAACCGCUCCGGAGGUGCGUGGGGAUGAAAUGGAUGGAGCCCAUGGCCAGACCAGCGCACCAGCUCCCACCUCCCAGCAGCAUGUCCAGCAGCAGCAAGUCUCCUCCCAACUCUGGAGAAGUUGCAGGCUCUAACUCCAUGGCAUGGGUGAAGAUGUUCAAAAGACCUGGAGGAGGCCUGAAGAAAUCCUACCAGCCUGGCAGCAUGCUGUCUCUUGCUCUCACCAAAGGCCUGCUGAAUGAGCCCGGGCAAAAUAGCUGCUUCCUAAACAGCGCUGUUCAGGUGCUUUGGCAGCUGGACAUCUUCAGGAGAAGUUUGAGGCAGCUCUCAGGUCACUUCUGUCUCGGUGAUUCCUGCAUCUUCUGUGCUUUAAAGAGCAUCUUCAGCCAGUUUCAGCAGAGCAGAGAGCGUGUGCUCCCCUCCGACAGCCUGCGUAACGCCCUCGCUGAAACUUUUAAGGAUGAGCAACGCUUCCAACUCGGCCUGAUGGAUGACGCCGCUGAGUGCUUUGAGAACAUCCUGGAGCGAAUCCAUUUACACAUCGUUUCAGACGCUGCGACUGAUGCUUGUUCAUCCAAAUCCUGCAUUACCCAUCAGAAGUUUGCAAUGAUGCUUUAUGAGCAGUUUGUGUGUCGCUGCUGUGGAGCAUCUUCAGACCCUCACCCGUUCACAGAGUUCGUACAUUAUGUCUCAACAACUUCUUUAUGCCAACAAGUUGAUCGCAUGUUGGGGAAAAACGAGCGGCUCAGGUCAGACAUGUUCGGAGAAUUGCUGCAGGCAGCAAACAACACCGGUGACCUCCGAAGCUGCCCGAGCAACUGUGGUCAAAGUAUCAAGAUCCGCCGUGUGCUCAUGAACUGUCCAGAGAUCGUCACUAUUGGAUUCGUUUGGGACGCCGAACAGUCGGACCUCACGGACGACGUCAUUCGGUCACUUGGCCCACGUUUGAACCUGUGUGGGCUUUUCAACCGUGUCACUGAUGAAAAUGCCAAACGGAGUGAGCUUCAUCUGGUGGGGAUGAUCUGUUUUUCCAGUAAACACUACUCAGCCUUUGCCUAUCACACCAAAUCUUCAAAAUGGAUGUUUUUCGAUGAUGCCACUGUAAAGGAGAUUGGAUCCAAAUGGAAAGAUGUUGCCUCUAAAUGUAUCAGGGGACAUUUCCAGCCACUUCUUUUAUUUUACACCAAUCCUGAGGGAUCUCCGGUGUCUAAUGAAGAUGCUCCGAGACAAACCACCAUGUGUCCUCGGUACAAAGGCCAAAUAAAUGGUGAUGUGACAGUGAAACAUCCCCUCGGCAGUCCUAACAAAUUCCCGGAACCUUUCAUGGAGAGUUUGCAGAGGCCGAGUGAAACAUCGAAAAAGGAUCGAGGGCAUCGGAAAACGGACCCAUCACAACACAAAGAGAUGUCAUAUGCAAGAUCUUCAUCUCCUCCAGAGAAUGGACCGAGGCCUCCUGUGGACCAAAAAUUAAAAACAUAUCCACGCACCGAGAAGUCAUCAAACCACUCAAGCAGAGGAUCUCAGGAGCCACGUGGCCAGUCCUUCGGUACGCAGGGUGGUGGGCACAGCCGGAGGAACAACAGCUCCCCAAGUCGCUAUGAUCAGGAUAGCUGCCAGGAGCAAUGGGAAAAAGGUGGAGGUGAAGGAAGUCGCAAUAAAUCCAAGUCCACUUGGAGACCCAUAAGGGAGGUGUUGAAUGUGGACACUGUGCUGAACGAACUGGAGCAGCGCCGCCAGCAGCAACAUGACAGCCCGCGGCACAGUAAGCCUUCAUCCCAGGAAGGAGUGCACGCUGAACAGAGCCGAGACCGCGAGCGGGAAUACGUACGAACCAGAGAAGACAGGAAGCAGAAGUGUUUAAUGACGAUUUAUGAGGACGAGCAGCGGCACGAGACUGAGAGCCACAGCUCCGUAGAGUCAGAGAGCAGGGCCAACCAACAGAGGGGCAGCAGACUUAAGGGUGGCCCCAAGACACUUCUGCGUAGCGAUACCUGGACCAUCCAGAGGACGGAGUCUGGCUACGAGAGCAGCGAUAGACUCAGCAGUGGCUCCACCAAUCCUGACUCACCUGGCGUCGAUGGCUUUGUUGUUAAAGACCAGAGAUCAACACCAGAGGCACAGUUGCAAAGUCAGCUGCACCAAAAAGGAGGCGAUGCCAAAUCAAGUGUAACGUCCUCACCUUCACAUAAUGGUAAACAUCAACCCAAACCUCAGGGAAAGAACCAUGACCAAGUUUCACAUUCACAUCUAAAGUGCAGUCCAAGUUCGAGACGGAAAUCAAAGUACAGUUCUAGUACCUCCAGAAAGGCAGCAUCCUCAGAGAGGGAGCCCGCCGGUUCAGAUAACCGGCAGAGUGAGCAGCAGGAUCUGACCAACUGUAGAGGGCACGCUGGAGAAAGUACAGCCCUGAGGCACAUUACAAAAACCAGCAGCUCAGAAUGGAACAGCUCCGACGAUCUCGCUCUCUCUGAGCCCGAGGACAGAGAAAACACUGUCGCCUCUGAACCUCCUCACAUAACCCUGCCAUACCACCCUCCCAGCAAUGUGACUGCAGAACCUCUCCAACUGAACAAUCAGCGCCAGCUCGGCACGACAGGGUCGCCUCACCUCCGACCGACCCAGCGGGUCUCUCCUCACCCGGGAGAAACGAGCCACGCUGUGUUUCGCCCGAGGAUGCUUCAAGAACCAUUUCCAUCGAAUCCUCGUCUUUCGUCCACGUCCUACAUCAGUCCUCACAGGAGGCCUGACAUCUCGGGCCUCAGAACCUUCUCAGAUGCAAGCUCCAAGUCGGGCUCUGACCCGGAGAGGAGCACCCCGUCGUCGUGUGAAAGCGAGGAAAGGCUGACUGGGUGCAGAGUGGAACAGGCAGCGCCAGCUCAAGAGGUUUCUCUGACAACGUACUUCACCGUGGAUAACUGUAUGACGGAAACAUACCGUCUCAAGUACCACAACCAGAGACCUCUUGUCCUCUCAGCCACGGUGCCGCGGACAGUGGUUGUGACCGAGCGCAGAGAUACCAGCCACACACUCCCCACUGACACAUACUCACAAGAUGUGCCAAAAGCCAGACCUGAAACAAGCCAUAAUAGCAAUAAACCCACUGCAAAAUGGAACCCAGUGACAGCCAAAGGACUGGAUGAACGUGGUUUUUUAUGAGUGUUAUUGGUAAGGUUUGUUUACACGGAUGGACGGUGGUCAGUAGAGUACUAACUGGAUGCCAAAGAGUUUACAGAAUGGAAAUAUGUCCUGAAGAGCGACAUCUCCAAAUUGAGCAGAAUUUAUUUAUGCAAGCUUGUCACAUAAGUAAAAGCUGUUUCUAAAUGCUGUUGCGUAUCGUUUGACGGAUUAUGAACUAUCACGUAUACUGUACUGUCUUCCAUUGUCCCGCAGUACUGCUGCAAGGUUUAGUUUGAACCAAAAUCUGGACUGUUUUCAGUUUGCACAAAUGGGUUCUUUAGUCUUUGUUCUUCUUUUUAGUCGCCUUAUGUCAAGUUUAAAACGUUUAUUUUUUUAUUUUGUGCAGCUGCAGAAGUGCUGCAGAAUUAAAGAUAUACCAAUAUAUUUAAAGCCAGGAAUGAGAGAUUAUGAUGAGCCACAGUUGUACAGUAAUUAUACAAAGAUGAGAGAAGGAAGUGUGGUGACAAAUUGCAGCAUGUUGGCGUAAAAAGAUAUGUUAAAGGUACUUUAUGAGAAUAUGAUGUCAUUCUACACAACAGAAUAAAAGCAGCAGGUUUAAGGUAGUUCAAAGGAUCAAUAUCUGGGCAGCUUACCGACUUUAUGCACAUUGAGGGCUUCAGGUCACCAGGGGACAGAUAUUGCAACAUAUGUUGAGUUACUGAUUUGUUUAAGCUGUUAUCAUUUAUCAGUUAUUUUACAACAUGUAUGUGUUCAUGAAUGACUGAGGGCUGCUCCGUACCAGUCAACUUCUUUGGUUGUUAAAAAUCUGUCGACAAAGAUUCUUCUGCCAUCAUUCGUUAAUAUGUAUAGAUCUUUCUCAAGAAAGUGAUUUUGCAUGACUGUGUUCAGUUUCUGGCAGUCUACAAAUCUGAUAAUAUGUUGUUCUGUAGUCGGGGCAGCCCUCAUGUUAUUGGUCACGUUAUACUAUGUCACCUUCUGUAUUCUACCUUCGAUUGUGCUGGUUCUUGUAAUCCUUUUUUGUAAUUCACAGUGAUGUCAAAUUGUAUUUUUUCAGUCUUCCUUUUAAAGUAGACGGUUUUAAACAGGUCUGUAUUUGCAGGUACUUUCAUAAUGAUGCCAAUAUAAUUAAUAUGCCUAUCUGAUAUCGAACAUACGACGCAACAAAUAUUCUCGUUCGUAAGACUAAUGUUCUGAAACCUGCAUGUGGCCUUUACAAAGUCUUACUAGCUGUGUGUGCAGCAUAAGCAUGAGCAUGAUAGUACUGGAUUGUGAGUCCAACAAACAUAAAUAAUUCUAUUGGAUUUUACUUAAUUGUAAUAAAUUAAUUAAAUUUGUAACAACCAGUUUGAUUUGGAAACUUUUUUUAACACUUGAAUGUUGUUCCCUUCUCUUGCUCAUGCAGUGACACAUACUUUUUGUUGUGUAAAUAUAAACAUAUGAUGCAAACAAUACGCUGGAAAACAACUGACUGUCCAAGACAUACUAUGCAUUCACUAAAAAUGACUUUAAAAGCAGAUUUUGGCAUUUUUUAAAGCUUUGUAUUCUGUGCAUUCGACAUUCCCGAGAACACAUAAAAAUCAGUGUUGAAAUAUUGAUAUGAAUUUUAUUUUGUGCUCACUAGAUUGCCAAAUCUAAAAAAAAAACAUCCUGCCAUUUAUUUACAUUUUCUUUAAUUUUGCAUUUUUGUCUAUGAACAAUAACUUUUGUCCAGGUAUUUCUCAACUAGUCAAACCGCGCUGAUUUAGUCACUAAAUCUGCUGUGUUUCUGUGUGUUGUGUUUGUGCUGUCUGACACAAAAGGAUUUUAUCUGUGUGUGUGUGUGUGUGUGUGUAACCACGGUAACACUUAAUAAUAACCCCAUUAAUAAAUGGGAAAUUGAUAGUUAAUUAAAAUGUAGUUAAGAGUUAUUUUACUUUUAAUA